This is a messenger RNA of Galleria mellonella (greater wax moth), 3923 nucleotides long. RefSeq names its product zinc finger protein 668. The coding region runs from base 212 to 1810 and encodes 532 amino acids. The transcript has 7 exons. Lineage: Eukaryota; Metazoa; Arthropoda; Insecta; Lepidoptera; Pyralidae. The record is from RefSeq and is a predicted model, not a curated record. Gene Ontology annotation, cellular component: nucleus.
UACACUAUAAUUUAUAAAAUAUUUGUAUUUGUCUAAUAAGUGGUUUACUAUUUUUCUUUUUGUUUUUGUAUAUUUGCCAUUAUUUUAGCGAUUACCUAUUAAUUAUAUAAUCUGUAAUUUAUAAUAUGAUUAUCAUAUCAUUGCGAUUUCUUUAACAAUGAACUUUUAAUUUGAAACAUCUUUCCUAACCUCAAAAUACUAUUAUGCCACUAUGAAUGCAAAUAUUUGUGUGAAUUGCCAUAAUAAUAAACCUGUUAAUUUAACUGAUAACCGGCUGGUGACUGAGAGCUGCGGUCAUGUCAAAUGUAUGGAUUGUCUUCUCCAUGAGAAAUCAGGAUGUAAAGCUUGUGCCAAGACAAAGAAGCUACCCAGGGAUGAUCUUGAACCAAACGCUGAGGACAAUAGAGAGGAUAAUGUUAACGUGGUUCAAGCAGAGGAGCCUGUAGCAUUGAAGGAUUCUACUGACAUCCAUCUGGUACCUUGUGAAGAAUUAUUGAAGAAGAAAAAACCAGAGACAUCUCAUAUAAGUGUGGAAAUAGAUGCAAACGGGAGAUGUUAUUACUGUACAGUGUGUAAGAAGAGGUUCCAUGCUCGCAGCCAGGUGGCCUACCAUGCUUACUGUAAUGGGCAGCUUAAGCCUUAUCAAUGUCCUGAAUGCAAUAAGAGUUUUGCUACGCACUCACACUUCAAGUACCAUAUGCGUGUGCACCGCAACGAGCGAACGUACGCGUGUGACGUCUGCGGGGACAGCUUUUUCCAAAUGUCCAAGUUGCAGCGACACAAGCUGAAGCACACUAGGGAGAAGAAAUAUGCCUGUCCCCAAUGCAACAAGGCGUUCAACAAUGUGACAUCACUCCGCAAGCACGGCCUCACGCACACUGAGGAGCGACCCUUCUCGUGCGAGAUCUGCAGCCGCCGAUUCCGGGACGGCUCCAACUACAGGAAACAUGUCGCCAAACAUGACGGUUGCGGCGCCGGUCGCGCGGGGCGGACGGCGGCCAGGAGGGCGUUCCAGUGCCCGCGCUGCCCGCUCGCCUUCCACUCCAACAAGGACAUGCGCCGGCACACCGCCGUGCACACAGAUUCGAAGCCGUUUCGAUGCAAAGUAUGCAAUAGAUCGUUUAGGAGGAAAGACAAUUUAGAGCGCCAUAUCCGAAACACGCAUCCUAACUAUGUUACGUCCGCUGUGGUGGAGUGCGACGAGAGUGCUCUCAAGCAGAUCACCAUACAACAGACAAACGGACAGCGCAGCUUGGCCGACGAGACCUACCAGAAUAACGAGAAGACCAGGCUGGAGAGCUUGAACCCGCUUCCUCCCCUGCCAAAGGAAGUCAUACAGAAACAUAUUAUGGAAAUCAAUGAGAAUGUCAGCCAGAACAAUCAGGAAAGCAGUCCGGCCGGACAAACGAACCCAAAUAAGUCGCUUAGCGUUAUACUGGAGGCGAAUAUAGCCCGGCAGAGUGUUAUUGUUGGCAAGUGUACAGAAGCCAAGGUGUCUACGGCUUACGAAAGCGAGUAUAUACACAAAAUGCACAAAGCAAACUCUAUGGUGAGUCAAAAUAAUUGUAUACUGCCUCCGAUAAAUAGAAACAAGAUAUUAGAAUUAGAAUGGAAAACGAAUUCCAACAAUUUGGGACUGGGCGCUCCGCCGAGGGACAGGAAGGAGCUCUACAAGAAGAUACUGUACGAGAAGCCGGAGAUUGACGCAUGUGACACCAACGAGGAGGACAGUAAGCUACAGCGGAGCGCGAGCCCCGAAAUGCAUUGGAGGAGAAAAAUGAAACUUAAUAAUAUCGCUGUUGAUAAUUGAUAUUAAAUUGAAGGCUGAGAUUGGUGGCUAUGUAAUUGAGACAGGUAUUUGUAGUAUAUCGUGUUUUAUAUAUUUUAUAUACACUUUCGCAAAUAUUUUUUUAGAAAAAUUGUCUAUAUACACCACAGAUAUUCAAUAGAAUGGUAUAUAAGUUUAAAUUUUUAAAUAUUAAAGUUUGUAUUGUAAAAAAGCAAGGAUACGCUUAUCAUAUAACUAGUGUAUCAAAUGAUACAUGGUAUAUACCACGUCAGGUCGACCUCCACACGAGUUCCAUAGUAAACUAUCAUGGUUAACUCCUUGUGAACUAACUACCCUAAGUCGACUAACUCGACUAAAUUCUCAGUAUUUCUUUCUACACUGAUUCUCCGCCAUUAUUUACUAUUACUAGCAUAGGCGGGUGCAUUUUUACAUUUUCUAUACAAAAAAAAAAAGAAAAUAAAUAUAUAUCUAUAAAGAGGUAAGAUUUGAUAGUUUUCUAUAGAAAGCUACAUUAUCAGUGAAUAAUACAUACAUACAUACAUAUCUGUCACGCCUGUCUCCUAUUAUGGUAGGCAGAAACAAUGGAACGCCAAAUGCUUCGAUUCAAACAAGCCUCUUUCGCUUCCUCCACAUUCAUCAAUCUUUUCAUACACGCUCGCCGGUUACGGGUACUUUUAAUUUGGCCCUUCUUCAGCACCUCGCCUAUUUGGUCAACAUACGUCCGUCUAGAGCGGCCCCUAUCGGCAUCUCCAUUCAUUCUUGCUCGAUAAAUCUCUUUCGUAAUUCUUCUUUCAUCCGUCCUCUCCAAACGACCAAACCAACGCAACAUUCCUUUUUCGAUUUUUGUCGAUUUAUUAUCGAAAAUUCUAUCUAUUCGAACGAGGCCUAGUUGGAUGGUAUUGUUUUUUUUUUUGUGGACAACUGUACCUUCUAUUGGAUAUCUGUUAUCAAUGAAAUGAUUGACUGAAAUAUUACUUGUAUCAAUUUUAAUGUUAAGCAAUACACAAUACUUAUUAAUAUACUUAACGUUAGAGCACUUCACUUAUCGUGUGAUCGUCCAAUUCCUGUUAAUAUGAACGAUUCUCUAUGAGUAGCGAUUAAUGUGUACAUUGCACUACUGUAUUCAGAUUAAGGAAAGUUUAUAUCGGUUUUUUUUUUUAUGCUAAUUUUGAAGUACUAGGGUCGGUGUAGGGUUUCUAUGGCAUUUGGGAAUGUUAAUGAGUCGCUCGUUCUGAUAUUAAAGGGCCUAUACCUUUCAGACCUGAACGAUACGGGCGUGAGUUGUUACUUUAAAAAAUUCUACCGCUUAUACAACGGAUUGUGCUCAGAGGAAUUAUUCAAUAUGAUGCCUGCGGCCACUUUCUAUCAUCGUACGGCUUGCAAUCGACAGGGAGUUCACCCUCAUACCUUACAGCCUAAAUGGUCGCGUACAACGCGGUUUCAGAGAUGCUUUCUCCCACGAACACUCAGGUUAUGGAAUGAGCUCCCUGCCGAGGUUUCCCCAAGAGAAUACAGCAUGGGGUUCUUCAAAAGGGGGGUAAAGAGGAUUCUUCAGGGUUGGCAACGCGCGCGUAAUACACCUGGUAUUGCAGGCGUUCAUAGGCUACGGUAACCGCUUACCAUCAGGUGGGCCGUAUGCUUGUUUGCCACCUCAGUGGUAUAAAAAAACUCUAAAACCGCGCGCAAUUCAUUUUUACGCACGAAGCUGAAAGAACAUGAUAGUGAGAUUCUAAACCGGCCAAUAAGAAAUCAUUUUAGCGGUUAGGUGGUGCAGUAGUCUCGUGCGUGCCGGCAAGAUGGCUUGGCUCCAAAACACGAAAAUAUAUUUAAUCUGAAAGAAAAAAAUCUUGGGUCUGAAAGGGAUAUAGACAAGAUGCUAUUGAUUUUUAUUUCGAUUCGCCAAUGUCGUCGCAUAGUAAUAUGAUCCUUAUUUAUAUAUGCGUAGAAUAUAAAAUCAGUCGUCAUCCACGUCAAUGAUAAUGACACGCCUAAAGAUUUUACAGUUGUUCUUUGUAGUGAUUUUCGGUAAAUUUCUUGUCGAAAUGAAAAAAGUAGGUGGAGAAAAGAAGAGAGUAAGUUACUGCGCAUAUGAGAACGAACAAUACAUCGAUUGUUGUUAAGAACUAGUUAGAAU